This is a messenger RNA of Haliotis rubra (blacklip abalone), 6352 nucleotides long. RefSeq lists its product as uncharacterized. The transcript is spliced from 6 exons. NCBI's taxonomy places the organism in Eukaryota, Metazoa, Mollusca, Gastropoda, Lepetellida, Haliotidae. The record is from RefSeq and is a predicted model, not a curated record. The coding region runs from base 1 to 5952 and encodes 1983 amino acids.
AUGGCACAGGCAUCCAGAUCACACAUGAAGAGAGGUGUUGGAGUCGUUAAGGACAUUAACAAAUCAAGUCUUCAGUGCUCUGUUUCCAACAUUAGUUUUUUGCUCGGAGUUUUAGAAAUGAGACUGAUGUUUGAAUCUGAAGGUUGUGAGAAUCCGCUUUAUGAAGAAUUUGUAAAUGGCACAGUGACCUGCCUGUCUGACUCAAGGUCUGAGGUGGUUGAUGACUGUCCAGAAUGUGGCCAGAAGGGUCGACAGACCGCCUUUCACAUUGUGGUGACAUCUGUUAACAGGUGCUCUUGUACAGUCUUGGGUGACAAGGCUGUAGAUACUGGAGACACUCAGGCUGAUGAACAUAGACGAUCAUGUACAGUCUUGGGUGACAAAGCUGUAGAUACUGGAGACACUCAGGCUGAUAGACAUAGACACUCUUGUACAGUCUUGGGUGACAAGGGUGUAGACACAGGAGACACUCAGGCUGAUGAACAUAGACGAUCAUGUACAGUCUUGGGUGACAAAGCUGUAGAUACUGGAGACACUCAGGCUGAUAGACAUAGACACUCUUGUACAGUCUUGGGUGACAAGGCUGUAGACACAAGAUACACUCAGGCUGAUGAACAUGGACACUCUUGUACAGUCUUGGGUGACAAGGCUGUAGAUACUGGAGACACUCAGGCUGAUAAACAUGGACACUCUUGUACAGUCUUGGGUGACAAGGCUGUAGAUACUGGAGACGCUCAGGCUGAUGAACAUGGACACUCUUUCUUGGGUGACAAGGCUGUAGACACUGGAGACACUCAGGCUGAUAAACAUGGUCGAUCAUGUGCAGUCUCUGUUGAUAAGGUUGUAGACACUGGAGACACCAAAGCUGAUGAACAUAGACACUCUUGUGCAGUCUCUGGUGACAAGGUUGAACUCACUGGAGACAUUCAGACUGGUAAACCCUCUUGUACAGUCUGUGGUGAGGUGGUGAAUGAUGACCCUAGAGAUGCUGAUCAACUGCAGGGCUAUACUUGCAUGAAGCAAGCACCUGUGAAUAAGACUGCUGAUGGAGACAGGAAGAAGUUUUCAUCUACUGGAUCAGGUAGCAAGUGUCAAUGUUCAGAUACAGGAAAUCAAAAUAGUGCUUCAGAGUCCGCUGAAACCCUGACCAAUUUAAUACAAGAUAAACAUACUAGUGUGAGUGGUUGUCUCAGGCGCGGUGGAAGAAAGAGACAGACAAGAAAGACUGAUGACUCUGAUAUGACUGCAUUAUGCUCCUUGACGGACCAAUCUUUAAGCAGAUCAAAAUACCCCAGAAGUUUGCCACCAACACAUGGAAGGAAAGGGACAGAGAAUCCUGAAAAUAUGAACUCUAAUAUUAAAUCAGACAACUUCUCUUGUAGUGUGUGUGAUAUUGUAUUUAAGACAAAACUGCAGUUGACAAGACAUAUGAAAUCUGUGCAUGAUGGUAUGAAAUGUGAGAGCUGUGAGCAGCCUUCUUUUGAUGAUUCCCAUGCUGUAGAACUUCAUAUGAGGAACAGUGAUGGAGUGCAGGGAAGUGACGCUGCUGGGAAGACCAACAUGGCUGCCACUCACAACAUACAGCACAAGGCUGACACAUUCAAGUGUGACCUGUGUGGCAGGUGCUUCCUCAUGAGGACACAGCUGCAGGCUCAUCUGACUGUCCACACAGGAAAUCGACCUUUCACUUGUGGUUUGUGUGGCAAGCCAUUCCUGUCAAAGCUCCACCUCCACAAGCACAUGAAGCUCCACUUAGGUGGGAAACGGCACACAUGUGACCUGUGUCCUAAAGCUUUCAUAUCAGCCAAAGAUCUAGAGUACCACCGUACCAAGCAUACAGGGGAUAAGAAGUUCAAAUGUGAUGAAUGUGGAAGCUCAUUCACUGUCAAGGCAUCUCUGAAGAAGCAUGUCCUACUGCACUGUGAUGUGAAACCAUUCAAGUGUGAAUGCUGCAAGAAAGACUUUGCUUCCUUUGGGCAACUUCAGAAACACUCAAGGAUCCACAACACAGUGAACCCUCUUGUGUGUGAGGUCUGUGGCAAGACCUUCCCGACCAACAACUACCUCCAGUCCCACAGGAAGACUCACAUCGGGUAUGAGAAGCAUCGGUGCGAAGUGUGUGGAAAGUCCUACCGAGAAGCUGCCUAUCUGAAGAUCCACAUGAAAUCUCACACCGGCGAGGGGCUCUUGAAGUGUGAUCUCUGCUCUGAGAACUUUGCCGACCCAUCUUACCUGAAGGUCCACAAGAAGAGGUUCUGCCGGAGGAAGACUGUGCAGUGUGAGGAGUGUGGCAGGGAGUUUGUCAACCAGAGGGAUCUGAGGUUUCAUCGUGGAGUUCAUUCUGGAGAACGUCCACAUGAGUGCCAGGUGUGUGGCAAAGGCUUCAUGAAGGCUGAUGCUUUGUCUGAACAUGCCCGUCGACAUGACGACAGCUUGAAAACACAUAAAUGUGAUAUUUGCUCCAAGGGUUAUGUAUGUGCAAGUGAUUUGCGGAAACAUAUGAAAACACACAAUAAGGUCAAGAGUAGAGUUCAGUUACCAGAUAAAUUCAAGUAUGACCUUGAAAAUAGUGAUGCCAACAUGCUUCAAGUGAAAGCACAAGAAUUGAGUGAGGCAGGACCAGUAACCCCAAAAGUACCCAGACAUCAGAAUCUUUCAGUGGACAUUCAAAAUAUUUCACUACCAACAGAAGAACAGGAAGAGAAUCCUGAAACCCAGGUCAUUGAGGACUGUGACCUUGAAAGGAUCACUGGAAAGUUCAGCAGGAACACUUUUGUCAGUGUGAAGGCCAGUGACAAGGGUGGUGUUAAGGGGCAGUCAGGGGAAAUAAUCCACUUCAGGAGUCCAGCAAUAUUCUCCAAGGUGAAGCAAGUGCUGAUAAACAUUUCAUGGCUCAAGGAGAUGGGACAUGAGGAUCAGGUCAAUGCACAGGGACACAUGGAUCAGGUCAAUGUACAAGCCAAUGAAUGUCAGGUCAAUGUACAAGCCAAUGAAUGUCAGGUCAAUGUACGAGGCAAUGAAGGGCAGGUCAUUGCCAAGGUACGCACAGGUCAGGACAGUGAACAGGAGCUCAACAAUCAGGUCAGUGUACAAGCCAAUGAAGUUCAGGUCAAUGUGCAAGCCAAGGAUGGUCAGGUCAUUGCACAGGGAUACAAUGAUCAGGUCGGUGUACAAGCCAAUGAAACUCAGCUCAGUGCACAGGCCAGUGAAGGUCACAUGAAUGAAGGACACAAGAGUGAGAGUGACACCAGUGAUACAGAACAGGUGAAAGGGGAGGCAGAAGACAUGCUGCUGGACAUGGCCAGCAUCUCCUCUCCCAUCCACAUCGACUCCCUCGACCCCAACUCCAGUUUGGAGAAUGCCCUGAACGCCCUGAUGGGUGACACGGACCAGAUGCUCACUAAUAGAGCUGUGUGGGUGAAGAUGAGUCAGUCAGGGAAGAUGAAGGAACCAGCGAGGCGAGAGGGUGUGAAGCAGAGCCUGAUUACAACCAUCCUUCAGUGCUCCUUCACACACGCUGUUGUACAGGAUCGGACUCUCGACCUAAAUCUGAAGCUUGUAAUGGGAGAGGAUGAUGGUGAUGGGCAGAUGUUCAGCAAGUUCGUCCAGGGGGUUGUGACAUGUACUCAAGUUGUUGCAGAGUCCGUCUGCUCAAAUGAAGCAGACGGCUGUGACAGGUGUGGGGAGAGGCUGGAGAAAAAGGAGACACUGAUCCGUAUCAAUUUGACAUCAGUGGAUGAGAACUGUGCUUGUGGUACUGGAGUGGAGGUUACUGACUUUCCAGAUAAAAGUGAAUCUGAUUGUGCAGUUCUGAAAAACACUGCUGAGCCAAAACAAGCCAGCGUUGACCCUGCUGAGUCUGUGACAGGGAGUGAUGAUGAUGAUGAUGAGGAAGAGGAGGAGGAAUGUAGUGAUGAUGAAAUAGAUGAAACGUUUGAACAGUUUGACACACACAUGGAUGAAGAAAGUGAUAAGGCAGCUGAUGAUGAUCAGCAGAAGAAAACAAAAACAUCUGAUUUAUCAAUGGACAGCGUCAAGAACAAUGAGGUGUUCAACACCAAUACAGGGAGACCCCCGUCGAUCUUGUCGACCACGAGAGAAUUUUUAAACAUGCAUCCAAUCUGCGGCAGCAUAAGGCCUCGCACUGACGCCAGGCCCUUUGUCUGUGAUGUGUGUGGUCUGGGGUUUAAGACAAGAACAAAUUGGAAGACCCACAAAUAUCGUCAUGCGAAGGCAUUCAAAUGUGAUAUCUGUGACAGGGCAUUCAGUCUGGCACCUGCCCUCAAGUACCACAUCCGCACCCACACGGGAGAACGUCCAUUUCAGUGUGAUACUUGUGGCAUGACCUUCACCUCAACAGGUGGACUCCGUGCACACAAGAAGAGACAUCUGACUAAAGAAAAGUCAUUUAUGUGUAGCAUGUGUGACAAAGCUUUUAUGACCAAAACAAAUUUGGAGACGCAUAUUCGAAUCCACAAAGGAAUACGCCCCUUUGCCUGUCCAUACUGUCACCUUCACUUCGCUUCCCGUCCCCAUCUCAACAAACACAAGCGACAACAUACAAAGGAGAAAGAAUUCAAGUGCAGUUUUUGUUCCAAGGCUUUUUUCACACAGAAACUUCUAGAUGUACAUCGUAGUAAGCACACAGGGGAGAAGAGAUUCUCCUGUGAAGUGUGUGGCAACAAGUUCAUCACGUCAUCCACCCUGAAGGAUCACCUGCUUCUGCACAGUUCAGUGAAGCCGUUUCAGUGUCACGUCUGUCAGAAGGAGUUUGCUGCCAAAAAGACGCUGAAGAAACACAUGCAGAUACACAACACGGAGAACCCUUUGGUGUGUGAAUUCUGUGGCAAGAAGUGUCCAGCUCCAAAAUACCUCAAGAGCCACAUGAAGAUGCACACAGGCUACGAGAGACACCAGUGUAGCAUCUGUGGAAAGAGUUACCGAGAUCCGCGGUACCUGAAGAUCCACAUGAAGAGCCACACAGGUGAAGGGCUGAUUCAGUGCAGAACCUGCGGAGAACAUUUUGCAGAUCCUGCAUACCUGAAGCUUCACCAGAAGAAGCACUGUAAGGCAAGGAAGGAGAACUGCUACAUUUGUGGGCAAGGUUUUGCUAACAGCAAUGACCUUGUUCUGCACAUGGGGCUGCACACUGGGGAGCGACCGUUCGGAUGUGAAACAUGUGGGAAGGCUUACACCACAUCUGAGGCCUUGGCAGAACAUUCCAAGCGCCACGACAUUAAAAUGAAAACCCACCAGUGUACUAUCUGUUACAAACGUUUCUACACAUCACAUGACCUGCAGAGGCACACAAGGCGCACUCAGUGUUCGAAGGGAUCGCGUUUUGACGCGACAGGUAACAAUGCUUCCAAGCAUGUGACUGUCAGCACUACAGGAACAGGAACCAUCUUGGCAGCUGAGAUGGAAGCUGGUCGAUCCUCCAACAUGCCAGUCGAGGAACAUCUCAUACACUCAGCUGAAGAAAGAGUGACACACGUGUUAGGCCAUUGUGAACACACUAUCAGUCAUCCACUGCCACGGUCAGGUGAAAAACACAUACUGACUCAGCAGCUGCCACAAACAGCCAAAGAGCCAAUCCUUCCAAUAAACCGAUCAUCUGAGGAACAUGUGGUAGUGGAUCCUCUAGGCCACCUGUCCACACAGAGCCCAAUGACUGAACCCUUGUGUCAUUUGUCUGGUGGCAUCCAUCCUCCAGGUCCUGACCCCAGUAAGAGCCACACACUCACACAGUUAGGAGGCACAGCAGAAAUGCCUCUGUCCAGCACGUCGGGAGGGGGACUCAUCACCAUCGACAGCUCAGUGAUCGACUCAAGGGUUCAGUUGGCUGGUGGUGCUGGCAUGGAGUCAUCUGUCAGUCUCACAGCUCUCCCUCCAACUGCUGGGUCCUCUUACGUCAUGUAUGACAUGCAGGGAAGGGAAGGAUGCCCACCGUAAAUGAACUGCUGCUGUCCUGGAUAUAGCUUUGUUUCUAGUAUCUUUGUAUAAUGCCACUUUCAGUUUUGUUAGUGUAAGUUCAUUGUUUAGCACCUCUAUCUCUUGGAAACAAAUGCCAAAUUAUUGUGCAGGUUUCUAAAAAUCUGCAUCCAAGCUUUAGAUUGUAAUUCACAAAGAAAUAACAUUAUCCUUGGGGAUCUUGUUGAAUUUCUUCUCAGCUCCUCCAAUCUGGGCACAAACAGCUCAUUACUUUAUAUGCCAGGCCCUUCCACACUCACUACUCUGGUGUACUGGUACUUGUUGCAUUGUCCCAGUGUUUCUUGUCACGUGAACAUUUAUGUUGAAAUAUACCGGUAUGCUUCAGCAGCCGGUACUUGAAAGGUGCGACUUUCCAUGUGAA